UAUGGUUCAUUAAUGGCAUUUUCGUUAUUUAAACGACGGCGAAGUGCAUUUUGUAUCAUAUUUCCUCUUUAGCAUAUCCAUAAUCCACUCAUGGAGGUGUAGUUAGAGAUAUUGGUUUCUUUCUUUUUGCAGCUUUAAUGGCGAUCUCGAUUGUAUCCUCAAAGCUCAAUUUUUCAAAUGUAUUUCCAUUCUUAAAUUCAGUAAAGAGUCAUUCAUUAAAGCCAGCGCAUUGCAUGCCGCUCCAACAGAGCCAAGAACAGGAGGAUGCCGGAAUUAUGUGUGAACCUUGCAAAGGCAAAGGAUGGCUGCUUUGUGGUUUUUGCAAUGGACAAAAAACCAACGUGCAAGCAGAAAACAACCGAAUCUACCGUCGCUGUCCAUCAUGCCGAGCUGUAAGUGGUCUCUUCUACUGUUGGAACCAUACAGAAAGAAUUAAACAGUUGAGGCUAAUGACUUUUCUGUUUAUAGAAUGGACAAUGGAAGAUGUUAAGGAAACUUCACCAAACUUUCAUUAACAUAGUAUUCCUGUAUCAGGAUUUGGGAUUGUGGUGGAUAUGUACAUUUCCCAUUUUUGUUACUAGGAAAGU
Telopea speciosissima is the source of this 587-nucleotide messenger RNA. RefSeq lists its product as uncharacterized. The transcript has 3 exons. The coding region runs from base 138 to 515 and encodes 125 amino acids. The record is from RefSeq and is a predicted model, not a curated record. Lineage: Eukaryota; Viridiplantae; Streptophyta; Magnoliopsida; Proteales; Proteaceae.